CCUCUAGCGUUUAGGUAUUUUUGGAAUGUGAAUUCCGAUCGUAGUAGGUAGCUUUAUCGUGUGGGGUUGUUCUCUCUCCUGGCAAAUUUUGUUCUUGUUAUUUCCUCAACCUGGGUUUCUUCAAUCUGCCUCGAUUUUGAAUCUUUGUGGCAGAUGAUUAGGGUUCAUAGGCUAAUGAGCUGAUUGGGUGGCUUUGUUUCCUCAAAUCUGUCCUUUUGUGGGAUUUCCUUACGGAUAGUGAUUAUGAACGGUCUUGAUAGUUGGAGCGGUAUUAACCAAGCUCCAGGAACCGGGGAUCUUAAGCAAUUUGGAGGCAAUUCAGGUUCCAUUUUCUUUUCUCGAAAUGGGUUUGGUCUUUCAGGUUUUGUGGAAUGGUGAUUUUUUGUUGUCAUGGGUUUUUGCGUUUCAAUCUGUAUCUAGAUUUCGUUCCAGUGGAUUAUGCGUCAUAGUUUCGAAUUUUUAGUGUAUCGUGGGAUAAUAUUGCGCACAAGCUGUUUGAUAGAAUGUCCAAACGGACAUUGUACGGAAGAAGUUCGAUCUUUUUGGGGCUACGUCAGUGUCUGAGAACUAAUAUAUUCGAAGAAAUUGAAGAUCUUUUGUUGUUUCAAGAACACCCAUUUGGGAAAUCGGGAUGUACGCUUGUUCAGGUGAGACAAAAAUCGAGUGGAGGAAGGAGACCCAAGAAGAAAAUAUACCACAGAGUUCAUGAUCUUGAUAAAGCAAUGGACUUGAAGAAGAAACCAAACUUGAUACUUGAGUUGAAAUCCAUCAUUCAAACGCAGAAGCAUGGUGCAUUGCUUCUCCGUGAUCUCGAGAAGCAUGUCGGGUUUGUACAAAAGUGGAAUUUCAUGGCUGUAAUCGAGAAGUACCCUUUGAUAUUUUACGUUGGUGGAGGAAAUAGGGAACCUCCAUUUGUUACACUGACCGAGAAAGCCAAGAUGAUUGCAGACGAGGAAGCUAAAGCAAGGGAGUUAAUGGAACCUAUCUUGGUUAAGAAUCUGAGGAAGUUAUUGAUGAUGUCUGUUGAUUGUAGAGUUCCUCUUGAGAAGAUUGAGUUUAUGCAAUCUGAAUUGGGUUUGCCUCAAGACUUUAAGAAUACAUUGAUCCCAAAGUACCCAGAGUUUUUCUCGGUGAAGGAUUUCAAUGGCAGAGCUCAUCUUGGUUUAGAGAACUGGGAUUCGUCAAUAGCAGUCACUGCACGAGAAGAGAAGUUAUCGCGUGAAGGAGUGUUCGACUCAGUUGGGAACAGAAAGAGAAUAAGAAUCACAAAGGAUGGUAAUUUCUUAGGCCAAUACGCAUUUAAGAUAUCUUUUCCUGCGGGUUUUAGGCCAAACACAAGUUAUCUUGAGGAAUUUGAGAAGUGGCAGAGAAUGGAAUUUCCUUCUCCAUACUUAAACCCGAGAAGAUUUGAAGCCGCGGAUCCAAAGGCUAGAAAACGAGUUGUAGCUGUGCUUCAUGAGCUUCUUAGUUUAACAAUGGAGAAGAGGUUGACGUCCCCUCAGAUAAACGCAUUUCAUUCUGAAUAUAUGCUUCCAUCAAGACUAGUUCUUUGCUUGAUAAAGCAUCAGGGCUUAUUUUACCUCACUAACAAAGGAGCGAGGAGUACCGUCUUUCUCAAGGAAGCUUAUGACGGUUCUAAUUUGAUCGAGAAAUGCCCAUUGCUUUCAUUCUAUGACAGAUUUGUGGCACUCAGCGGUCGGAGAGAGAUCAAUCCUGGCAAUGAAAUGCAGUCUUCCUCUGUUAUCUCAUGAUUGUUCAUCAAACUACAGAUGUAUACAAGGCAUAUUGACUACACUUCUCCGGCCAGUCAACUUUUGUUAUUAGCAAGGCUUCUGGGGCCCUGAGCCUCGGAUACAAUUUUUUUAAUCAUUUUCUUCACAAAAUCCUCCUGCUUUUUCAAGGAAAUAAUAGAGAGCUUGUUAGACACUGGAAGCAGAAUUGUAAACACAAUCUAGCUGUCUCUGUCAUGAGAGAUCCAUUGUGAACUCUUAAUGGGUUUUAUCAAACUUAAUCAUGGAAUGCCAAAACAAGUUACUUUCAGUGGGACGUGUCAAGGAGUCUAAAAGGGUACCCGAAAAAUAAGAGGUUUUGUACUGUCAGAUGAUGUGAACCAUCAACCAUGUGGAGGUUAUGAAGGCUGCUCAGGGUCCAGGAUUCAUGUGCCGUGUGAAGACAUAGUGGGAAAAAGAGCCAAAGGCAAUGGACAAUUCAGUCGCUCUCCACCAUCCCCCCAUUUCAGGCCUCAAGUCAUAUUCGUGUACCAAACACAACAAAAAGGUCAGUUGUUUCAUUAUUGCAUGUUUUUUACAGUUCUUGGCAGAUACCAAUCACGUAGCAAUCAAGCCUCUUUCUUUGCCUUGGACCCGGGUUUUGUUUUCCACAUAGAAAGCCAUCUGUUUGCAGGUAAACAUCAAGCUCCCUUCUUCACGUUGGAUUGCUAUAGGAUGUGUGGUUUUCGUUCUUAAUAGCUGUUGACGUGCCUUGUUUGAACAUGCUGUUAACCAAGUAACGGAAUUUAUCACAUGCCAGAUUCGGAGAACCCGAUCUGCUAAACGCUAUAGAUAAAAUCCAAAGUCAGAUUCUUUUUCACGUUCUUGAUACUUUAACAACUAGAUGGAUAUCCAUCCAUGUCCUUGUCAUCUUGGAAUAUCUCCUGUUUGUUUCUUCAAAGUGUGUAUAUCAGAAAUGAAGGGCACACAUACAAAGCA
This is a messenger RNA of Tarenaya hassleriana, 2708 nucleotides long. RefSeq names its product protein ROOT PRIMORDIUM DEFECTIVE 1. Gene Ontology annotation, molecular function: RNA binding. The coding region runs from base 504 to 1751 and encodes 415 amino acids. The record is from RefSeq and is a predicted model, not a curated record. The transcript has 2 exons. NCBI's taxonomy places the organism in Eukaryota, Viridiplantae, Streptophyta, Magnoliopsida, Brassicales, Cleomaceae.